Molecule: messenger RNA, 2420 nt
Organism: Amoebophrya sp. A120
Lineage: Eukaryota; Dinophyceae; Syndiniales; Amoebophryaceae
Source: the annotation of a GenBank genome assembly
CUCGGAAUCAAUUAGCUAGAACUCCAGUUCACAGCGGUACUUACCCUCAGCGAUUUCCUCAUUUUACGCUUCAUUUUUCCGAACUGAUGCGACUUUAUGGCAACCAGAAAGUCUGUCGCGCAAUACCACUUCUAGGGGCGACAAUCAUUUGUCCGAACAUCGUUCUUUCCUAUUGACUGACAUAAGUAAAGUAGGAAGAGAAGACGCAGACCCUACUACGCGAAUGGACGGCCGAUGAUGUUUCUUGCACCGGUGGACUUUCCUGUGUGUGUCGCCUGUCAGGCGCAGGUGGAGACGUCAGAUCAGAAGUUGUGUGACAAUUGCGAGGCGUGGGUGCCCGAUUUCGAUUCUCUCCCCUUCACCAAGGCCACCGCGACAAAUGCCCCGCAGAAGACUCAGACGCUCGGUGGGAACGGGGCGCAGUUACAGCCGCAGGGAACAGCUUUCCCAAAUGCGUUCGCUCAAAACAACUACGGGAACAAUGGCAAUGCGCAAAUGUACGGACAGAACAACAUCAUGCAGGGCUACGGAGCGGGUGACGACCAACAGUGGAACCAGAUGUGGGCAGAUCUGGAGGGCUACUUUCCAAAUCAACCCGCAUCGGGCGGGGCAGCUUCCUUCAAGCGCCCGGCCGCCGCAGCCACCAGGGCAGCCGCGGGGAGCGCACCGAAGAUGGCCCGCACGGACGACCAGUCCUGGAAUAAUUGGGGCACUGGUGCCGCUGACGACUGGAACAAUACUGCCUCAUGGGGAAUAAAUCCGAGCGCUACAGCCAACGACUGGUGGAGCGCCACAGCCUCGUCCACCGGGGCGGCCGCCGGAACAGGGGGCGCCUCCUCCUCGACCUCAAACCCCUUUGCGGGAGGGGCGACGAACGACGCUUCCUGGUGGAACUACCUGACGCAACAGGGCGUGGCCUCGUCCGCGGACCGUGACUUUCGCACGGGGGCUAGUGCAGCUUCCUCUGGUACUAGUAGUGCUACGGCUAAACAGCCUGUGGCGCCUCAAGGCGUGCUGUCGAUGUUCCAGAAAUCUAUCGACCAAAUGUCAACCCAAAUUGCCCUCAUGCAGAAGAAAGUCGGGAUGAACAAGCUCCCAGCGUCGUCAAGCACUAGUACAACAGCAACUGGAGGUGCUGCAACUGGAAUGAUGUUAAACACGGGGGCACAAAAUAUCAACAAAGUUCCGAGCGCAGCGGCCACGACAAGUGCUCCGCUUCCUAGACCAAACGCCACGAUGAACGUGCAAGGUGGCGGAAAAAGGGACCUCGACCCGGCCGAAGCCGCGCGCUACUUUUCUGAUCUCGGCAGGUCGAAGGACGCACCCAAGGGCCUUAAGAAGUGGCUGGUGCCGGACGGGCACUACGAUUUGCCGGCGGGAAGAGCGCUAGGCCGGUUGGUGGACUUUCGCGCGAACUUCGGUUUCAUCCGGCCUCACUCGCACUUCCACGGUCUGCACACGGGGAAGUAUCCGCUGCAAAGUAGCAAGGACAUUUUUGUGCUGCUCACCGAGGUGACGCGGGCGCUGCGGAAGUUCCCGGCCUUCAAGAAGGAAUGCGACCAGGACUUCAUCAGUCGCAGCGACCGUCGCUACUUGGACAUAAACACCAUUGACAGCAAGCAGGUGACGGAAUUUCUAGCGAAGAACCAGGACGAGUUGUGCGUGCUGUUCACGCUGGAGCAGUCGAAGCGCGACGGCGUCCAGAAGAAGGAGAUGGCGGUCGGGCUCGAGUUCUUUUGGAAGGACGAGUACGGUUGUCCCGCGCCCGGGCAGGGUGGCGGCGAGGCCGAGGCGGGCUCGUCCUCGACUGCCCAGGGGUGGAAAGAGCAGGGGAAUCAUCUUCCGGCCAAUGCGUUGGCGAUGCCCGACAAGGUAAUCGAUCCUGAGCACACGUAUUGCGGACACGUCGUGACGUGGCACCCCUCGCGCGACACCGGCGGCUUCGGGUACCUGCGUUGCGAGGAUCUCUACCAAAAGCUCGGCUGCGACGUUUACUGCAAAUUUGCCACCAUUGGCCCGGCGUUGCUCGCACACUUGUCGCGGGUAGUGGCUUUCAACCGUAUGCCGCAUGUUCCCGAGGCGAAACAAGCUGAAGAGUUGGCCGAAGCAAAAAUGCUGCUCUCCAAGAGCAGCAUUCGUGAUCACUGGAAUCAGUUGGCUGGUGUGUAUCUGGAAAAGAAAGGCAUUAUGUGCACUUUCAAAAUCGCGCAGCCGCGCGCAAACGUAAAGCCAGAGGCAUGGAAUCUAGCCCUCAUGGGAUGACAACGUGUAAAGUUGGUUACACCUGGAUUUUCUUCAACGAAACGAGAGUAGGCACAGACAUCCUAGUCACAUGUUCUUGUUCUGACACCAUAGCGACAACGAGUAUUUUUCUGAUCAUGGCGAGCUUUUACCUCGCAAGCGGCCGGAUUACAGGCAGU